AUGACAGAUCAUCAUCACCAUAUCAGAGGGAUCAAUGACGGCAAUGGGAACGGAGAGAAACAUGACAUAACCACUGCUUCUCGAACUUCAUUGGAUUCUCACCGAUAUGUGGCCAAUACGGAAGAUUCCAAAAUGCCAGAUACGAUGCCCGAUCACUCCAAAUUGGCUGCUGAGCAGAUUGCCAGUAUGUCUCCUGAAGAGUAUGCCGAAGCGGAGAAGAAACUUCUGAGGAAAUUGGAUUUGAAUUUGAUACCAUGGAUGACAUUACUAUACUUGCUCAGUUUUAUCGAUCGAGUAAAUGUGGGAGCAGCGAAACUUGUCGGGUUGACAAAAGACCUUAAUCUCUCUUCUUUGGAAUACUCAAACGCUUCGAUGAUCUUCUUCGUCAGUUACGUAGCAUUCGAAGUACCUUCCAAUCUGGUUUUAAAGAAACUUAGACCUUCACGAUGGAUUCCAUUUACUAUGAUUUGCUGGGCCAUCUUCCAAACUUGCAUGGGUCUAGUCACCAAUUACGGACAACUUUUAGCUUUACGAUUCUGUCUCGGUUUAUUCGAAUCUGGUCUUUUCCCAGGUCUGAACUUCUACCUUACAGGAUGGUAUAGACGUGAUGAGCUCAAUAGACGAGUAUCCGUAUUCUUCUCUGGUGCCGUACUUAGUGGAGCAUUCGGAGGAAUAUUGGGAUACGGGCUGAGUAAGAUGGAUGGUAUAGGAGGAAAAGCAGGAUGGGCUUGGAUCUUCAUCAUCGAAGGUCUUCUCACUUUCAUGAUUGCCGUCGCAUCAUUCUGGAUGAUCCACGAUUGGCCCGACAGAGCCAAGUUCCUCACUCCAAUCGAACGAGAGAUGGUUUUGGUGAGACUAAAACAGGAGCAAGGUCUCGCUGCUGAAGGUGGUUUCAACUGGAGAGUUAUCAAGAAAGCUUUGGUCGACUGGAAGACUUACUGCCUGAUGCUGAUGUAUAUUGGAGCGGCGGAACCUCUUUACAGCCUCUUUACACCUACCAUUAUCGCCUACUUGGGUAAAUUCUCAGUGUCAGCAUCUUUGCUUUUGAGUACCCCGCCAUACGUCUUGAUGUUCAUCACAACCAUCGGUACUGCUUUCUUGAGUGACAAAUAUCAAAGAAGAGGGUUCUUCCUAAUGGGAUGGUCACUGGUCGGUGCUACAGGUUAUCUAUUGUUACUGACUAUUCCGAUUCGAUACCCCGGCGCAUUAUACGCGGCGGUCUUCAUCGCAUCUUCGGCUGUUGGGCCUCUGAUCGCUACCACCAUUAGUUGGACUGGUAACACCUUUGGUAACCACUAUAAAAAAGCCGUAGCGAUGGGUCUGGUGUUUUCAGCCGGUAAUUCAGGAGGUAUCGUCUCAUCUCAAGCAUACAGAAACAAAGAUGCCCCUCGAUUCUUACCUGGACACGCAACAGCCUUGGCAUUCUGCUUAUUGAACUUUACAAUGGCUGUUAUCCUUUACUUUGGCGUAAAGCGAGAAAACAAGAGGAGAGAUCUGAAAUAUGGUCCUCCACCUAGACCAGAUGAGGUUUUCGAAUUUGAGGAUCCGGAUUACCAGGCUAGAUGGGGGUUACAAGGGAUGUCGAGGAAGGAGAUUGUGGAAUUGGGAGAUGAUCAUCCUGCGUUUAGGUAUAUGCUCUAG
Molecule: messenger RNA, 1641 nt
Organism: Kwoniella botswanensis
Lineage: Eukaryota; Fungi; Basidiomycota; Tremellomycetes; Tremellales; Cryptococcaceae
Exons: 13
Coding region: 1-1641 (546 amino acids)
Biological process (GO): transmembrane transport
Cellular component (GO): membrane
Molecular function (GO): transmembrane transporter activity
Source: RefSeq, a predicted model, not a curated record